AUGGAUACAUUACAUGAGGAUAUCUUCCGAGAUAUCGAUAACGACGGCGAGGCUGACCUGUACAACGAAGAGCCUGAGUCAUCUUGUACAAAACCCAGAAGAAAAUGUGCACGAUGCCAGGAGCUUGGAAGACGCUGUCGUCGCUGUCGAAACUAUUGUUCCAAGUCAUCGCUCGAGUUAGUCCUGUGGUCUAAAACUUCGCAAAGACAAGCUUCAAUCGAAGAAAUGCCAUCGGAGCCCACCAGAACCAUCAGGGACACACCAACAAGGACAAGGCCUGAAGAAGCCGCCCAUGGCACUAGAACGAUCUACUCAGAGAGGACUUACACCUCUCAUACUACCUAUCACAGUGAAUAUGAUUCAUUGUCCAGCAUCAUGAGCAGGUCGGAUUGUCGUCGUGCCUCCCGCCGACGCAGGAGAAGCUAUACUCGCAGUCGAUCUCGUCAUCGAUCUUAUCGCUAUGCAGAAGAAAUCCGGAGUCCAACUUAUCAUCGAUCAGAUGUACAAUUUGAGGUUGCUAAAACUUCCAUCGGCUGGAAAUUACUCUCGACAAAAUGCCAUGUUGAGAAGUUUGAGAGUUGUCAUUCUAUCCACUACCAUGAGCAUCGACACUUCGCAGAACCAGUCACAUAUCAUUCGCACUGCAGAACUUGUAGAUGGCUACCUACCGAGGAUAUCGUAUUCGAAAAUGUUAGGGUGACGUACAUCAAGAAAGCGCCACAUCGCGGAUAUGCUGAAGAGGUCUGGUCGGCCAUGAUCGGGGAGCCACUGCCAAUGCCAGGAUCAGUGAUCCGCAGCACCUGGCGUCACUCAGGACCACUGAGGGUACGACGAGACCGGAUAUCUGGCCCUGGGAGGCUAAUGGAUUGUGUAUUCGACCCUUCUGACUGCAAUCUGAGCCUGGAGGACAUUGUCAACUACUUGUACGAAGUGGGCAAAUCGGUGUAUUAUACACUGCGGUACCGCAUCUUUGGUAUAUACCCGGCUGGAGAUAAGUCGCACGAGCUUGAUUGA
Messenger RNA from Fusarium venenatum, 1014 nucleotides. NCBI's taxonomy places the organism in Eukaryota, Fungi, Ascomycota, Sordariomycetes, Hypocreales, Nectriaceae. The record is from RefSeq and is a predicted model, not a curated record.